UUCCUUGGCGAAAUGUGUUCUCAUUUCAGGGAUGGUUGACCUUCAGGGAUGUGGCCAUAGAAUUCUCUCAGGAGGAGUGGGAGUGCCUGAACCCUGCUCAGAGGGCCUUGUACAGGGACGUGAUGGUGGAGAACUACAGGAACCUGGUCUCUCUGGCCAUCUCUUCCAAAUAUGUGAUCAAGGAAUUACCACCCAAAGAGACCAGUAAUACAGGGGAAGUAUUGCAGACGGUUAUAUUGGAAAGACAUAAAAGCCGUGACACCGACGAUUAUGCUUUUAGAGCAAUCCAGAAGAAUAUUCCUGACUUUGAGUGUCAGUGGGGAGACGGUGAAAGAAAUUACAAAGCAGUGCUUGUGACCCUUAACAAAAAUCUCAAUGGUGGAAGAGAUCAAUAUGGUGGAAGAGAUGCAGGAAAUAAGCCAAUUGAAAACAGGUUUGGACUAAGCUUUCAGUCGCAUCUGGCUGGAGUGCAGAUACUUCAUACUGAAGGGAAAAUUUAUGAAUGUCACCCAGCUGAGAAGUCUGUCAGCGUUGGGUCUUCAGUUUCACCACAUCCCAGAAUUCUUCCUAGUGCCCACACCAGCAUUUCUAGUGAACGUGGGAAUGAUUUCUUGCGUUCUUCGUUACUCACACAAGACCGGAAAGCACACCUUAGGGAAGAACCUUACAAACGUGAUGAGUGUGACAAAGCAGUUAAUCCCAGUUUACACCUCACUAGACAUCAGAUAAUCCAUCCAGGAGAGAAACCAUAUAAAUGUGAUGUAUGUGGGAAGGUCUUCAGUCACAACUCACACCUUGCAUGUCAUCGAAGAAUUCACACCGGAGAGAAACCUUACAAGUGCGUUGAGUGUGGCAAGGUCUUCGGUCGCAAUUCACACCUUGUACGUCAUCACAGGAUUCACACUGGGGAGAAACCUUUCCACUGCAAUGAGUGUGGCAAAGCCUUUAGUGAGUGUUCAAGUCUUACUAACCAUCAGGUAAUCCAUACUGGGGAGAAACCUUACAAGUGCAAUGAAUGUUGCAAGGUCUUCAGUCAGAGUUCAGGCCUUGCAAGCCAUCGAAGAAUUCAUACUGGAGAGAAACCUUACAAAUGUAAUGAGUGUGGCAAAGCCUUUACGUAUAGUUCACAACUCACUAACCACCAGGUAAUCCAUACUGGUGUGAAGCCUUACAAAUGUACUGAGUGUGGCAAAGCCUUUAAUCAGAGCUCACAUCUCACUAGACAUCAAAUAAUCCACACAGGGGAGAAACCUUACAAAUGUAAUGAAUGUGGCAAGGUCUUCAGUCAGAGUUCGAGCCUUCCUAGUCAUCGGAGAAUUCAUACUGGAGAGAAACCAUACAAAUGUAAUCAGUGUGGCAGAUCUUUUAUUCAACGCUCAAACCUCACUAGACAUCAGAUGAUUCAUACAGGAGAGAAACCAUAUAAAUGUAAUGUAUGUGGGAAGGUCUUCAGUCAAAAUUCGAGCCUUGCAAGUCAUCAGAGAAUUCAUACUGGGGAGUAA
Messenger RNA from Neomonachus schauinslandi (Hawaiian monk seal), 1502 nucleotides. RefSeq names its product zinc finger protein 665-like. Gene Ontology annotation, biological process: negative regulation of transcription by RNA polymerase II. The annotation marks the transcript as partial. NCBI's taxonomy places the organism in Eukaryota, Metazoa, Chordata, Mammalia, Carnivora, Phocidae. The transcript is spliced from 3 exons. The record is from RefSeq and is a predicted model, not a curated record. Gene Ontology annotation, molecular function: DNA-binding transcription repressor activity, RNA polymerase II-specific.